Messenger RNA from Zootermopsis nevadensis, 570 nucleotides. The record is from RefSeq and is a predicted model, not a curated record. NCBI's taxonomy places the organism in Eukaryota, Metazoa, Arthropoda, Insecta, Blattodea, Termopsidae.
AUGAGUCGGAAAAGGCCUGAUGAACGGCGUAAUCGAAGAAGUAGAAGUAGAAGUUACGGCAGCAGUCGCAGUGGCAGUCCUGAUGAGGAAGAUGGUGUGAGACUUCAUGUUGCUGAUUUAGGAAUGGGUGUAUCAAAACGUGAAUUGCAGCAUGUUUUUGACAAAUAUGGUCCUCUAAGAGAGAUAUGGGUUGCGAAGUCACCACCGUGCUUUGCAUUUGUUGUUUUUCGAGAGAAGGAUGAUGCAGAAGAUGCCGUGAAGGCAACAGAUGGCAUGACUUUGUGUGGGAGCCGAAUCCGGGUGACAUUUGCUCGUCCCAGAACUCGAGGGCGUGGACAACGUGGCUAUGAUCCCAACAUGCGAUGUUACCAGUGUGGGGAGAGAGGCCACUUCUCACGGGACUGCCCAGACACCAAGUAUGGAUACAAGAGGCCACCUUCUAGCGGAGAUCAUAUUGAAUAUGCAAGGAAAAUGCAUGUGAUUUGCAGGUCUCCUCCACCAGGAAGUCGUCGCAGCCACAGACCCCAUGAAACUGGAAACCGAGGGUACAGGCCUAGCCGUCGACGUUGA